GGGGGGGAGACCGCAGAUAUUCGCAACGAUGUUCGCCACCCGCGAGGAUGUGGACGCCGCUCUUCGCGCCGAGCGCCCGCCCGACAAGAUGCCAGACCUUCCUCACUGCCUCGCCAGCGACCUCCGCGUGCCGAAAACGUUCAAGGAGGCCAUGCGGUACCAACAUUCAGAAUUGUGGAAUGAUGCAGUCGAUCGAGAGUUUUUCGACGGCUUUGAUUGUUUUGGAGAAUUGUUUGCACCCACCGUUUCAGUGUCUAGUGUGCGCUUGUUAGCAGCAUUAGCAAGUGAGCAGAAUCUUGACUUGUGCCAUUUCGAUAUUCAGCAGGCUUUUGUGCAGUCUGAGCUUGGUGAGGAUAUUCUCAUGCGCUUACCGCAGGGGUGUGGUAGGUUGUCUGGCCUGAUCGUGAAGCUGUGCAAGAGUCUGUAUGGUUUGAAGCAGGCGUCACGACAUUGGCGUGCGCACCUGACGAGAGAGCGGGCUGUUGAGGAUUCGCAGCAGAGGUUUGCCGAAGAGUUGGCUGCAGAGUACGGCGUUGAGUGGGGGAGGAGCGUGCCCUUGCCUGUGAGCGUGAAGCUCACCGACUUUGACGAGAACGAAGCGUGCGCUGAUGUCCCUUUUCGCGAGUUGGUAGGAUCCCUGAUGUGGAUGGCCACUCAAACAAGGCCGGACAUCGCGAACGCAGUACGAGCAGUAGCGCGGUAUUGUGCAUCUCCCAAAAUGGUGCACUGGAAGGCAACACUCGGUGUUUUAGGGUACGUAUGGACGACGAGUUGGAUGGGGAUUACAUUUGAGAGGGGAGUGGUGACUAGGAUGAGAAUGCAGGUGUUUGUGAAUGCCGACUAUGCAAGCAAGGCGACAGACCGUAGAUCGGUGUCAGGAGGGCUAGUGAUGUGUGGGGGAGGGUGUGUGACUUGGUUUUCGAGGACGCAGAAGUGCGUUACGCUUUCCACCACGGAAGCAGAGUAUAUGGCAAUUGCCGAUGUCUUGAAGGAAGUGUUGUUCCUGAGGCAGGUUUGGCGUUGUACGUUGCCAGAUGCAGGUAUGCCGUGCAUCCCGGUGUUCGAGGAUACUCAUGGCGCGAUUCAGAUUGCACACAAUCCGAUCACGAACUCCAACUCGAAGCACAUCGAUGUACGGCAUCACUUAAUCAGGGAGCUGGUAGAGAGGAAGGAGAUUUCAUUUACUCAUGUGCCGACGCAAUUUCAGCAUGCAGAUUUCUUGGCGAAGGCUAUUAGCAAGGAUUCUUUUGCGUUGCACCGUGACUUUGUGAUGAACUUGCAGUGA
Ectocarpus sp. CCAP 1310/34 is the source of this 1285-nucleotide messenger RNA. The record is from the annotation of a GenBank genome assembly. NCBI's taxonomy places the organism in Eukaryota, Phaeophyceae, Ectocarpales, Ectocarpaceae.